GCGGGGCGCGGCGCGGCGCACACCCCGGCACGCGGGGGAAGAUGGUGGCCACGCGGCGAACAGCGCGGCGCGAGCCGGAGCCCGCUGGCCCGGCUGCGGCAGAGCUGGCAUCUACUGAAGUUAGUACUCCAGUUUCUGUGAAAAUGCCCAGGAGAAGAACUAAAGGAAACUCUCAGCCAGAAGCCAUUCAUGAAUCUCAGAAUGAGGGGUUGGAAGAUGCUGAAACAAAAUCAGAUCUUGGUGGUCCCUCUGAGGCACAAACAACUGAGAAUAGAGACAAAAAUAUGCAUUCAACAAAAUCAAGUGCUGAGUCACAGGCUGAUGGAGAUGAAGCAGAAUCAAAUUACUCUGCCAUGUCUGAAGUUGAGACACCUUUAUUUAUAAGGAUAACAAGGAGAAGACAAAUCACAAUUCCUUACCAACCAGAUUCACCAGCCAAAAAUAGGCCUAGCAAGGCAGCUCUUCUGAGUGAAUUAAGUAAAUCUCAGGAUGAAGAUGUCUCUGAAGCUGAGUCAUGUUCUUCAACUGUAUCUGGCAUCUGUACAGCUAGUGCUACAAGAACUACGAGAAGCAGGAAAUGCAAAGCUAAACUCCACCCAGAUCCAGUUUGUGAAGCCCAAGCUGAAGAGGUUUCUGAUGCAGAGUCAUGGUGCUCGGGUCUUUGUGUGGAGCCAUCUGUAACUAGCAGAAGAAUAACUAGAAGUAUGCUAAUUAAAUCACAAGCAGAAACCAUUAGACAAACUGAGAAAAAAGUUAGUGAAGUUGUGCUGGAAGAUGAGACGUUAACUGAGGACAGAAUUAAAUCCCAGCCAGUAGUCAUAUCUGACUGUGAACAUGUCACAAAAUCUGAUUCAGAUACAGAGCAAGCGUCCUCUCUUUCACCUAAUAGAUACGUCACUCAGAGUAAUAAACAACCCAGCCCCUGCAAGACCCAAUGCCAGACUGAAUCUGCCAAUACAAACCCAAGUGAUGACCCAAAACAAGUUUUAAUUGAUUCAACACCCAGCAGUCCUAAAGAAACAGGAAAAAGCUGUACCAUAGCAUCUCCUAAAAAAGAGACAAUAAAGGAGACACACUUGGAAAUUGUAGAGAACUCGGAGGAAAUGUUAGAAAAGGAGAGAGACAUAACUGGAAAAGAAUGUGCUUCUCUUUUUCUAUCUGACCAUGAGAGCCUUGAUGAAUCCUUUAAGUCCCAAAGGCAGACAACCCCAAGUAAAAGAGAUACAAUUCCAGAAUAUCAAAAAGCAGAUAUUGGGGAGGCUACACAGAGAUCUUUCACUCAUGCAGAUGAAUUAAUGGUAGCAGACAAGCCAAGUAGCACAACCACCAGCCCACAAAAGGGCAUACACCUAUCACCAACUGGUGAUGACAGUGAUGGUGACUGCAAAAUGUCUGAUAUCUGUGUAGACAAUGGUGAAGGUCAAGCAGAACUAGUUACUAAAUCCUCACCACCUGUAACCAAAAUAUCAUGUAAUAAAAAGAAAUCUGCUGAGUUGCUCCUGAGCAGUGAUGAGAGUGAUGAAACUGAAAACAGUGAUGUGGAAGAAGUGGGUGAUGUAGGAGAAAAUCUGUAUUUAGCAGAGACCAGAAAUAAGAAGUCAUCCUUGAACAAAUCUUUAGAAAAUGGUUCAUCACAUGGAGAACUGUUUGUAAUUGACACAGAACCUGAUUUGGGCCACAGCAAAAAUUAUUACCUAGAACAGGAAGAAAGAAGGAGCGAUGCAGAAAGUAAAGAUGAAGAAAGGAGGAGCGAUGCAGAAAAUAAGGAUGAAGAAAGUGAAAGAGAUGAGUCCUCAGAUCUGGAAGAUAAUGAGGAGGAGUUCGUAGAUGAAGAUGAAGAUGCAUGUUUAUUGAAAAAUAAAAAGCCUAAUAUUUUACAUCUAUCAAGCAGCAUAGAUCCUGGUCUAAAUAUCAAGAGGCUUGGAGGCUUAUAUAUUAGCUUUGAUGCAGGAAAACAAAAAGCUGGCUCAAGUGCAAUUAAACAGUUAAAGGGGGAAAAGAAAGAAGAGCUCUUGAAGAAGAGUAUAAUAACUCCAGAUUUUGAAAAAAAGGACUGUGUUCCACCAUUCAGGGAGUCAAUCCAUCAGAUAAAGAAACAGCGCAAGGCAGAGCGAGAGAAAACAACAGGUGAUGGCUGGUUUGGUAUGAAAGCUCCAGAAAUGACAAAUGAAUUGAAAAAUGAUCUAAAGGCUCUGAAGAUGAGGGCUUCCGUGGACCCCAAACGUUUUUACAAGAAGAAUGAUAGAGAUGGUCUGCCCAAGUACUUUCAGGUUGGGACUGUGGUUGACACUCCGAUAGACUUCUACCAUGCUCGAAUCCCCAAGAAACAAAGGAAGAGAACCAUUGUUGAAGAGCUGCUUGCAGAUUCUGAGUUUAGGAGAUACAAUAAAAGGAAGUACCAGGAGAUCAUGACUGAAAAGGCAGCUCUUGCAGCAGGCAAGAAGAAUCGGAAGAAGAAGAAAUUUCACAAAUAAGACUAGGAGAAAAUAACAAGAUGAAACUCUCCUUUUUUGUUUUUGUUUUUAAUUAUAAAAUUGGUUUAAGAUUGAAGCUGUCAUACUGACUGAGUUAGGGCAGGGCUGGCCCUGUUUCAGCAAUAGUAUUUUGACAGGGGAGAAGAUGAUUUGAGAAAUGUAAUGGGAUUUUGUUUUGUGGACUGGUAUAGACAUGCAACAGAGACACCAUGAUUCAUUCUUCUUUUAAAAAAAGAAAAGAAAAGAAAAAACAGACAUCCUGUACAAAUAAAUAGUUGAUGGAAAUGGGCAUGUGAAAGAGCUGAGAUUAAAAUACAAUCUUUUUUUUAAUGGAAAAACCUUUGUUAAAAACUGCAAUCCUCAGGUUUUUUUAGUUUUGUGAGAAACUAGAAAACCUGCAGGCACUUGUCACUAAAGACUCCUAGUUACUGAAGGAAUUUAUAAAAACACAUGUAUUCAGCCUACAGUAAUAAUCAGUGAUUUUUUAAAAUCUCAUUGAGCAGUGAUUCAGAUUUACUGAGCAGUGAUACUUCAAAAUCAUAAACUUACACCUGGACUGUAAAAAUAAUAUUUUAUUAUGUGCUAUAAAGGAAAAAUAAGUUGUCCACAAAUGGAGAUGAGUUUUAACAGAUUUCAGGAUGCUUUAUCAGCGUUAUCUUGAAGUGGAUGUUCAUGCACUAUAUUGGUCAAAUUUAAUGUUAACUUAAAAGGUAAAAAUAUAAAUGUCAAGGGAUACUGCCAAAUCUAAGGCCUCAUCACUUUUGUCUACUUCUUGGUCUCUGUAGAGUCUAGCCUCUAUUAUUUAUGAAGCACAUUUUCUAUUGAAAGGAGCCUACACGUCAUCUUUCCCUUGUUACGUUGCUUAAUUAAGUUAGUUGUUCCUUAUCUGUUGCCUCAGUAAGAGGAGUUGCUGGGCUGUUCUUUAGCAGCGGUUAAUGAGAAAUGACUUGUGCGUGGAUAUGGCUCUUGCAUGCUAUUUUAAAAGUAAUUAUUCUUGUUUGGCUUGGUCUCUGGUAGUGGAGUGUUCCACAUCUGAAGACUGAACAUAGCAUGGUGCAGAUUAUCCUCUAGAGUCUACAUACCUAUCUUUUUAAAAUCCACUCUUUUUUUGUUGAGGGUUAUGUAUUUUUACCACUUGUCUGUUCAGCCAUUGAUAGGAAAUGACUCCAUGGGGUCAGUCAGUUUUCUAGUAUACACAGACUACCACAACUGGUAUUAUGGUAAUUGCUAUUCUUGUUGACAGUUUUAGCUGAGAAGCUAAGAACUGAAUGGAUGAGAAAACAGAACUCUCUUCAACCCUAGUGAUAGUCCCUCCAAAUCAAGAUUGAGGGAAACUGGUACAUAGAUGUGGGAAGCUUGCACUGCCCCUGCAGAUUCUCUAGGUGCCAUGCACUUCAGUUCCCCGACCUGUCAGUCCAUCACCUUGCAUAGUCACAUGUAUUUUCAGUAAAUGUUUAGGCUGUCUUUUGAAUGACCCUACAGUAUUUUUGUACUGCUGUUGCAGCUAAUAUAUUAAUUAAUUACUAAUGUUAGGAUAGCGAAUAAUACAGAAAACUUAAUGGUAGAACAGAAGUUGAUGGUAGGAAAUUAUUGGUACUUCAUUCAAUAAUAGUGGGAUUGUAUGGGAUGGACUGUCCAGGAGAGGAAAAGAAAAGAAAAACCGAGGAGAGAUGGUAGAUGUAAAAUGUGUAGAGAUGGCCUUCACGGUCCUAUUUUAUAGCUCCUGACCAAAGGAAAUUUGACUUAAAUAGUGUAGUAAUUUUUUAUUAAGAGAUUGGACAUUUGUGUCUGAAAAUAUCCUGAGCUCUGAGCAGCUAGGAUAGACUCAGAGUUGUCAGCCCUCAUGGCUCGAGCCAUACAGUGAUCACCAACUGAAGUUAGGAAGAAAUUCCCCCAGGCCUCGCUGUCUUGCAUUUACACUUUUUCUAAAGCAAUCCAGCAUUAGUCACUGUUGGAGACAGGCUAGGACCAAGAUUUUCAAAAACAAUUACAGAUUUUUGGGGACCAGCUCAACAACUUAUAGAGGCUUUGCAUUUUGAAACUGCUGAGCUAAAGUGUCAAGUUGGGGACAUACAGAUACCCAUCACUUCUGCAAAUCUUGGCUGAGAUGUAGUUUCUGUUCUACUAUCGUCAUUUCUGUAUUUGUGUAUCAGACCUGUGCAUACAUCAUUGAUGAUAAUGCAAGAACAAGGAAAUAAAACCAGAACUGUGCUCUGUAAGAAAUGUGGAAGCAGAAGAAUAUCAAUAUUGGACAAACAGGAAAGAACAAAAUUGGAAUAAGAAAUGUUUUGAAGUGUUUAAGAGUAUUAUGAACAAUGGUCAUAUGAACUUGUAUACAAUUAUACAGAAUUUUUGUAGCUAUUUUAAAAUUAUUUUAAUUAGAAUAUAUUUUUUGUGCAAAGAGUUUUAGUGACAUUUUAAAAUAAGAGGAAGAUGUGGCAUCUUAAAUUAAAAGCUAACUUAUUGACUAUGUCAUUAUUGAGGCAUAAUAUCAUGCCUGCACUAUUUAUACAAGACUGAUAUAAAAGUAAGAUACUAAGAAAAUGUUAGAAACUGGUUAAAUUUAGAAUUAAAACAUAAGCACAUUGCUGCAUUCUUGAGUUCUAAUUAAAGAAUCCAUUGGUUCUAUUUCAUAUUGUACCAAAAGGAAGCCUAUCAGAAGGCCAAAUCACUGAUAAGCAACACAGAUAUAACAAGCCUAUCGAAAAUAGAUUUAUAAAAACAGUGUGUUUUGAGAAGCUUCAUUUUUGUGUGUAAACAGUGUGUAAUAUGAGUUUGUUUUGUCCUGUGCUGGAAUGACCUGCUCAGAUCUUUCAGUUUGUAAUCAUACUGCUUUCUGUAGGCUGGCCUGAAAACAUAAGCUCUACUAUUGCCAAGAGAGAUUCCUCUUUAGUUCAGGGGGUAGAAACCUGUGAUUUUUGGAGCAGCAGGUGAUGUGGUUCUUUUUUCUGUAUUCAGUAUGCACUUGCUGAUGGCCUAGGUGUCCCUAGACUGCUGCAUAUUCUCUGAUGAAUAUUAAGAGUAGAUUUGUUUUCUUGUACUCCUUGCCAGUCUAUAUCCAUCUUUUGUCUCUUGUCUUAUGCUUAGAUUGUAAGCUCUCUGGGACAGGGACAGCCUUUUUGUCUUUUAUUUGUACAGUGCCUAGUACAAUGGGGUCCUGGUCCAUAACGAGGGCUGCCAAGCACUACAGUAAUACAAAUAAUAAAAUAUAAUGAAACUAUUAGUAAAGAAUCAGAUCAGCAAUGGUACCAUGAUCAACUUGGUACUAUUAAUAUGGUGCCAUUACAAUGCCUUGUAGUGAACAAAAUUAAGACACUGCGACUUUUAUGCAGCUGAUUUCUCAAACUACUUUCUUCACCUUUCCCUGACUGUCCAGUCUUUUUUUUAGUUGCCUUUCUGACCACCAACUCGGUCUUUCCAAAAUGGUCUUUUUCCUCUAAUUCCUCUUCCUUUCCAUAGAGAACACCACUCUGUCCUUCAUGUUAUGUGACUCUCUUCUAACCAUGUAGUGAAUAUUUCACCAAGUUGUCACUUUCUCUUUAAUCCACCCUUUCUCCACUAAAAGACUUUGUCCAUAUGCCGUUCAUCAUUCUUUGAUCACUAUAACCUACUCUCUGGCCUCCCUGCUUUUCAUAUCCUUCUGCUUUUCAGUUGGUUAAAAAUUCUGCACCUAAUGUAGUCUUCUGCUUUCUCUCUCCAGCCAUGUCACUUUUCUUCUUGAAUUCCUCUAUUGGUUUUGUCUCUUACUGCAUCAUGUUCAAAUUUCUUGUCACCUAAAAAGAGUCUUUUUGCUCUUUUUCUCCACUCUUAGCUGGGUGCCUUCUAUCAUACUUGCCCCCUGUCCCCGGAGAGCUUUCCCUAUCCUUAUCUGCCCACGCUCCCCUCUUCAAGUAAUCCUCCUUUUCGUCUCAUUCAGAAAUCCAGCUUAUUCCCUCUUGAACUCAUUUAUAGUGUAAGCUCUUUGGGGUAGCUUAUCUAGCUUUGUAAAAUACUGUGUACCUUCACAACAUUAUUGUAGAAAUGAUUUGUAAUAUAAGAAAAGGUCCCUGCAAUGUAAAUUCCAUAAAUGAUAGCACUAGAGCAUGGUGAGUAUAAGGAUAGGGACAUGGUGGAGGAGAAACAGUAAACAAUGGGAAGGAAAUACAUCUGUUGGGUAAGUGAAGCAUUUACAUAGAAAACAGAUUCCAUAAAAAGAACAGGAGUACUUGUGGCACCUUAGAGACUAACAAAUUUAUUUCAGCAUGAGCUUUUGUGAGCUACAGCUCACUUCUUCGGAUGCAUAGAAUGGAACACAGACAGGAGAUAUUUAUACAUACAGAGAACAUGAAAAGGUGUUUCACUUUUUUUGUAAUGGGUAAGAGUCAGAGCUGAGAUAAAUGGUGGAAACAAAAGCAAAAUGUGAGUUCUCAGAAGAGAUUUGAAGCUGCAUAAGUCAGCUGGCACAAAGGAGAGGGGAAACUGUCUCAGACAAAAUUAAUUCACUGCUGUGAAUAUGGUGCUUGGAUUAAUGUCUCCUGCUUUGAAAGAAAUGUCUCUGUCACCACCACAUUUAUGUGGUGGAGGACCAUUAUGCUGUGCCAGUAUUGCAUUUUAUGUUAGUAGCCACAUGUGUUUUAUUGUAAGUUUGUUGUGCCCUCUUCUUCUCCCUUAGUGACUUUUUUUUUAAAUCUGACAGACAAAUGGCAUGAUUAUAAUUAAAGCAAUGAGAAGGCGAUGGAGCUGUAAGAGAUUAUGCAAGAUGGAAAAGACUUAAUGCACAUGACUAAAAGUCAGAGGAUUUGAAAUUUGAAGAUUUUUUUUGCUAGUGUUUAAUUUGUGGUGUUAAAAUAGGGCUUCCUCUGUCUUGCUGGGUUUAAAGAUGAUUUAAAUGCUUUUUUAAUCACUUCUGUCUCAUUUUUGAAGGUGCAUUUUUUAGAGGGAAAACAAUAACGUAACAGGCCAAAUUCAACACUAACUUCAUGCCAUCAAUGAUGAAUUUGACUUACUUUUAAAUAAACUUGUUUGAAAUUUUUUUUCCUCAAA
Mauremys mutica (yellowpond turtle) is the source of this 7496-nucleotide messenger RNA. It is a transcript of the gene DNTTIP2, whose product is annotated as deoxynucleotidyltransferase terminal interacting protein 2. Gene Ontology annotation, molecular function: RNA binding. Bases 42 to 2474 code for a protein of 810 amino acids. Gene Ontology annotation, biological process: RNA processing. NCBI's taxonomy places the organism in Eukaryota, Metazoa, Chordata, Testudines, Geoemydidae. The record is from RefSeq and is a predicted model, not a curated record. The transcript has 7 exons. Gene Ontology annotation, cellular component: nucleolus.